AUGCCUAGCGACUUCAUAACGACCAUCGAUUCCGAUGAUGAAACGCCAAACUACGGUGAAUCAAGUGUGCAGAAGGGUAAGACACCAGCCAAGAACGACGAGUUAGAUCCAGAUUUCGAAUUUGAUUUUAGUGGAGGGGGAAGGGAGACUGGGCUGGAUCUUUGGGGAGGGGAUGAAGUGAAGGGACUGAAGAAUGGUACAGAGCCAAUCAAUGUAGACGAUAUCAUCGCCAGGCGGAGAGGCAAACCACUCGAAUCGUACGCUGAUAGAAAACGUAAGAGGAAGGCUGUUCUAGAAGAAGAGGAGGACGAGGAAGAGAGGAGUGAAGAUGAAAAUGGAAAAGACGGCUCUGAGAAUGAAGAUGAGGACAUGAGCGACGGGGAUGAAGAUGACGAGAUGUCUGUUGAUGCUUCUGAUAUUGAGAGUGGAACCGAGGAGGAUGACGAGAACGACGAGGACGACGACGACGAAGAAGAAGAAGAUGAUGAUGAAGAAGGUGACGAAGAAGAAGAAGAAGAAGAAGCAGGAUCCUCAUCUGACGAAGACGAAGAAACCGCUGCCGAAUUAGCUCGAAAAGAAGCUUUCUUCGCUAAAGAUCCAACAUUCACCGAUGAUCCCACUUUACCGACCUCCUUCUCAGCCAUGAAUCUUUCUCGACCGUUGUUACGAGCUCUCACUUCCUUACAGCUCACGUCACCUACCCCCAUUCAAGCCCGAGCCAUACCUUUGGCCUUGCAAGGUCGAGAUAUCUUAGGUUCAGCUGUGACCGGUUCCGGUAAGACCGCAGCAUUCAUGAUACCCGUAUUAGAGAGAUUAUGCUAUAGGGAUAGAGGUAAAGGUGGACAGGCAUGUAGAGUACUGAUUCUCUGUCCAACAAGAGAAUUGGCAGUACAGUGUGAAGCAGUCGGCAAAGCCUUGACCGAAAAAGGUGGAUUAGAUAUAAGGUUCGCCCUGUUGGUUGGUGGAUUAUCAUUGAACGCUCAAGCUCAUACACUUCGAACACUUCCUGAUGUACUUAUCGCUACACCCGGUCGAUUGAUCGAUCAUCUAACCAACACACCUUCGUUCACCCUCUCAGCCUUAGAUGUUUUGGUCAUCGACGAAGCCGAUAGAAUGUUAGAAGCUGGUUUCACGGAUGAAUUGGAAGAAAUCAUCAAAGCUUGUCCUAGAUCAAGACAAACCAUGUUAUUCUCCGCUACCAUGACUGAUUCAGUGGAUGAAUUGGUCAAAUUAUCAUUGGAUAAACCAAUUAGAGUAUUUGUGGAUCCUAAGAGAAAUACCGCGAAAGGGUUGAUACAAGAGUUCGUUAGGAUAAGAUCGGAUGAUACAAGAUCGCCCAGUCUGUUGGCUUUGUGCAAGAGGACAGUUAGAGAGAAGUGUAUCAUCUUCUUCAGGAGUAAAGCGUUGGCUCAUCAGAUGAGAAUUGUAUUUGGAUUGAAUGGGUUGAAGGCUGCGGAGCUACACGGUAAUUUGACACAGGAGCAGCGUCUACAAGCACUCAACGACUUCAAAGCUGGAUCUGUCGAUUAUCUUCUCGCUACCGAUUUGGCUUCUCGAGGUUUAGAUAUCAAAGGAGUCGAAACGGUAAUCAACUACGAUAUGCCAGGACAACUAGCCCAGUAUACCCAUCGAGUGGGAAGAACAGCAAGAGCAGGUAGGAAGGGUCGAUCGAUCUCGUUGGUGGGAGAAGCGGAUCGGAAGAUGUUGAAAGCUGCAGUGAAACAAUCGGAAGCGGACCAAGUUCGACAACGUAUUAUUCCAGCUGAAGCGGUCAACGCUAUGGCAGAAAAAUUAAACGAAAUCAAAGAUGAGAUUCAAGAAGUCUUGAGAGAGGAGAAGGAAGAGAAGUUGUUAAGACAGGCUGAUAUGGAGCUGAAGAAGGGUCAGAAUAUGGUUGAGCAUCAUGAUGAGAUUCAUUCGAGACCCGCUAGAACUUGGUUCCAGAGUGAGAAGGAGAAGCAGAAUGCUAAAAGUGCAAGUAAAGAAGCCUACGUUGGAUCAUUCCCCGAUGCAAAAGACGCCAAGAAAGCCAAAGAGAAAGAAGGACCCAAGAGAGGCAAAUACGAUGGAUUAUCGAGAAAAGCCAAAAGGAGAAAGAUGGCUAUGGAAGAAGAUCAAGCGGAUCAACAAUCUUCAAAAUCUACCACAAUGGCUAUUCGAAACGCGAAGAAAGCUGCUCGACCAGUCAAGAUUACCGAAGCUUUACCUAAACCCAAAUCCACGGCAAAGAAAUCAGGUAAAGUUGGAGGUGGAGGUAAGAGGAAGUCUGCGUUUGACGAUGAUAACAAGCCAUCAAAGAAACAUGAAGGUAUGCGGGCUAAGCCAACUAAGGUGAAUUUGGAUAAGAAGGGGAAGGGCGGGAAGGGGAAGAGUAAGGCGAAACGUAGAUAA
Messenger RNA from Kwoniella mangroviensis CBS 8507, 2391 nucleotides. RefSeq names its product ATP-dependent RNA helicase DRS1. Gene Ontology annotation, molecular function: RNA helicase activity; nucleic acid binding; ATP binding. Lineage: Eukaryota; Fungi; Basidiomycota; Tremellomycetes; Tremellales; Cryptococcaceae. Bases 1 to 2391 code for a protein of 796 amino acids. The record is from RefSeq and is a predicted model, not a curated record. The transcript has 4 exons.